AUGACGAGGGGCGUGAGAGCUCUGGGUGAGAAUGGUGCCAGCUCACCUGGGGUGACACGAAAGUGCCCUGCCUACUGCCUCGACUCCCAGAGGAAACUCCCCAGCACCGACCGGCAGUGUGCCGUCUGCGGCCACAGAUGGUACCUAAAAUGGAACCCCCUCUCCGGUCUGCCUAAGCGAAGCACCUCCCAGCUCCAUGGGCGUCAGAGCGGUGGUACUGGGGGAUGGCACCCUGACCCUGAUCUGGACGUCCGCGGUGUGCAGGGGGUGAACCUUCAGCAGCCUCUAAAAGUCCUCCUGGUUUCUAUGCAAUUAUUCUACUUCACCAAUGUGGUCAACCUGUCUUCAGUGACCUGGCUCAGCAUCCUCUACUACGUGAACAUUGUGCCUAACAACGGACAACUUUUCAUCUGGAUAAAGAGACACAUCAAGAACGUGGUGUACUUUGGUCUGGUUGCAGACCGGGCUGGGCUGGGUUUAGCUGUGGGGAUCCAGCACAGCACAUCUUUAUGGAGCAGAGGAGCAGCCGAAUCCAGGAUCCAGGCAGCUAGCAGCAUACUCCUGCUCUCUGCUGGGUUUACAGAAGCGGCCCUCACCUGUCAACAGGUGCACCAGAGAGGAGUGGAAGGGUUGAAGGGUGGAGGGGGAGGGGGGCUGCGAGCGGACCACCCCUUCUUUUCAGAGGUUGACAGAUGGAUCAGGAAUGUCCCCCACAACACAGAGUACCUGGACCUGUCCAGAAACCUGUUGACAGUGGUCCAAGCAGGUUCAUUUGGGACCCUGUGGAGCCUGAGGGUGCUCCUUUUAAAAGAGAACAACCUCAGCCAUGUAGAUGACGGAGCUUUCUCCUCCCUCCAGGGGCUGAGGAGGCUGGACCUGAGCCGUAACCACCUUUCUGCCCUGGGGACUGGCUUCUCCCUGGGCCUUGAAUCCCUAACCGAGCUCCUGCUGGAUCACAACCAUCUCACCGUCCUCGAGAGUGGGACCUUCCACAGCCUGGAUAGCCUCCAGAAGCUGGACCUGAGCAGCAACCUAAUCUCCACAGUAAAGCCCAGAGCCCUGGGUUACCUGACUGGCCUGCGCCAGCUCCACCUGGAGGGGAACCAUCUAACCUCCCUGGGUUCAGGCCUCUUCUCCACACUGCGCUCCCUGGAGGUGCUGGGCCUUCGGGGGAACUUGAUCAGCUCCACUGAGCCAGGAGUCUUCGCCCCUAUGUCUUCCCUAACUCUGCUGGACCUGGCCCUCAACCGUCUAAGCACCUUGGGCUACAGGACCCUGUUGAGCAUCCACACCCCCAGCCUCCAUGUCCUGUUGGAGGGCAACCCCUGGCACUGUGAUUGCGACCUGCAGAGGGUGUUCAGGAAGUUGUCCAGCAUCCACAGGGUCUUCCUGGAUGACUACCAGGAGCUGAGGUGCAGCCAGCCCACCGAGCUACAGGGCAGGUCCAUGGGAGAAGUGGAUGAUGAGCUGUGUGUCGGAGAGACUGUGACAGUGCUCAUUCUGACGGUCACCGUGGUGAUCACCGUGGUAGCUGCCAUUAUCAUGGCGGAGAAGAACAAGAAGAAUAGCGUGGCUAAGAACUGGGAGGAGAACGUGGGGCUGGACACCUACUGUGACAAUUACAAUUAA
Oncorhynchus masou masou (cherry salmon) is the source of this 1629-nucleotide messenger RNA. Its product is annotated as trophoblast glycoprotein-like. Lineage: Eukaryota; Metazoa; Chordata; Actinopteri; Salmoniformes; Salmonidae. The transcript has 8 exons. Gene Ontology annotation, biological process: sensory perception of taste; G protein-coupled receptor signaling pathway. The record is from RefSeq and is a predicted model, not a curated record. Gene Ontology annotation, cellular component: membrane. The coding region runs from base 1 to 1629 and encodes 542 amino acids. Gene Ontology annotation, molecular function: G protein-coupled receptor activity; protein binding; bitter taste receptor activity.